CACAAUGACAGUCGAUCCCGGCAACACAGCCGUCGUUUGCCGACCGCAAUAAAGCACCCAAUAUAGUUGCUGCUACUACACUAUACCACCAUGGCAUCAUCACUCAAGGGAAAGACUACAACGGCAGUCACAUCGAUUGGCAAGGUCGCCACUUCCACGGCGGGAAAAGUCCAAAAGGCCAUGGGAAAAGCCGCAAGUACGACCAUUCAAGCCAUGAAAAAGACGGCCAGUGGCAAAAAUGUCAUGGUUGACUCUUCCUGGAGCGACGACGACGAAGAAAGCGAAGAACGAAAUAUCCAAGGACUAUUGACCAAUUUGGAAAAGGCGACGCGAUAUUCCGUGUUGGAAUUACGAGGUCUCAUGGCCAGCAUGACUAGUUCGGUCAAUUCACAGGACUUUGGCAAAAGCAGGAUGUCCCGACAAGAAGACCGUCUGAUGCAAGCCGACUCGGACGAGAUGAUGGAUGAUUCCCACGUUGUGAAAAAACUUCAAAGAGCCAGGCACAAUUCCAUUUUGGAAUUACGGGGCAUGCUGGCAUCCAUCAAUACCAUUAGCGGUUCGAUUACCGAAGAAGACAUGAAGCGACUGAAAGAGGAAUCCAGAGAAGAAGAAAAUAUACAAGGACUCUUGGCCAACCUGGGAAAAGCCAGCCACAAUUCCGCCAUGGAGUUACGAGGACUCCUUGCCAGCAUGGAUUCCAGUGAAUUCUUUGAAACUACAACCGAAGAAGACCGAGAAAAAAUUGAACAACAAUGUCGCGAAUCCGUCUCGGAGCUACGGGGACUCUUGGUAGGGCUGGAACGAGUAUCUACACAGCAGUCGAGUCGACAAAAGUCAUUGAAUCGUCUUUGCGAGUCCAUUAAAGGGCAACUGCAGCCGCUGGACGAAUUGGCAGAACUAAAAUAGACUAUCCAAACAACUUUACCAGAUUCGAUGCGCCCCCUUAUUGAGCUUACUUUUACAUCGUACAAUCGUACCGUGUGGUGUUGGAGACAAGCGCAGCGCAUCGUAUCAUUGCAAUAAUAUGUGCAGUUGCUUUUCAGGAGGACUGCAGAAUUCGUACCAUUGGGGAGCCCAGCUUGGCCGGGAUGCUAGAGCCGUGUUGCUGCUGAGGUUGCACGGCAUCAGCAUCCAAGGUUUCAAACAGUCCAGCUGCUGCAGGCUACAUGCCUGGCAUCGCAUCCAUGGCAACUGAGUCGAGUCGAGUCGAUGCUUUGACUCCUUGCAUACCGGUGCCGUUAAGCUAAGUAGUCAUACGGUAUGGCAAUGCUGUCUCUCUAUUCUUGCUUUAUGGGAGCUUUCUUGAACAGAAUAUCAUUCAAAAGGGUGGCAAUGAAUGGAAUGCCAAAGGCAACCAUGGACGCCACAACCAUGGGCCGCCAAUCCGUGCCAGACAACAAUACCGCUACCGGCCAUGGCAAGUACGCCAGACUCUUGGGAAGUCCUUCCUCCUCGUCUGAUGAUGAUAGGGCCACCAGUAGAGCCGAUGACAGCCCACUGGCAUCGUAGCCGGAAAUAUUGACCAGCACAUUCUGUUCCAUUUCUGGGUAGCUCGCCUCCACAAAGUCGCCAUACAAAAGGUUGAUUCGAACGGCUCUCCAGCACAAGGCCCUAUUGGCAUCCGUCAAAAAUGCUGGCUUCGUGAUUAGCCAACAAGCCGACACUAGAUUGGCAGCACAAAUUCCAGCACAGACCAACACCAGAGUGAGUUCGUCGAUUGCCCCCAAACAGCUUGCUUCGCCCAGCUCCAUUUCGACCAAAAUCAGCGGCAGAAAGAGAGCAUGGUACCAUCCCACCUUGCUUCCAUAGCAACACAAGCACCCCCACAGAAAGGCUCCCAACGAUUUAUCUGUCAUAUUGGAUGAUGGUAACAACUGUACCUGCAUUGUAGUCAUGGAAACAGAGCAUUCAAUGGCAUAUCGCAUCAGCGCCGUAAUGCUUUGCAAGAGCGGAGCCACGGGAAGGGGCACGGCAGCAAUGACAGCACCGACCCCACCCUUCGCCAGUAGAUUGGUCAUGGUGGCGGGGACAUUGUGAAUGAGGACACAAUGAAUGAGGACCGGUUCUUGCCAGCGGGCCACCAGGUAUCCUGCCAGCAUGCCAGCGAGAAGGGACUGCGACACCACUGUGGAUGCCACAACGCUGGCCAUGAUGCGACUGGACGUAUCGACUCCUCCAUGAUUGGUGGCUGUCGUCGUACUACUACAAGCCGUCACCACAGCACAGGCCGUCGUUCGAGAAUCGAAAGGAGCAGAGGGAGGAGUGGUUCGAUAUUGUUGUUGUCUUCCUGGAAUGAUGAUAGGAUUCUCGUGAGCGGAUCCAUUAAAGGGCAACUGCAGCCG
Molecule: messenger RNA, 2342 nt
Organism: Seminavis robusta
Lineage: Eukaryota; Bacillariophyta; Bacillariophyceae; Naviculales; Naviculaceae
Source: the annotation of a GenBank genome assembly